Molecule: messenger RNA, 970 nt
Organism: Daphnia magna
Lineage: Eukaryota; Metazoa; Arthropoda; Branchiopoda; Diplostraca; Daphniidae
Product: mitotic apparatus protein p62
Exons: 3
Coding region: 138-668 (176 amino acids)
Biological process (GO): chromatin remodeling
Cellular component (GO): nucleolus; cytoplasm; nucleoplasm
Molecular function (GO): chromatin binding; RNA binding; histone binding
Source: RefSeq, a predicted model, not a curated record
AAGAAAAAAGAAAUCAAACUUCCAUUUUCAAGGGAACCGCGACGCGAAGACUAGCUGGAGUAGCCAUCUGCACGUGGAUUGAUUUUCCUCACCGGCCUCAUUUCAUUUUCAUCGUUCAGACUCAUUUUCUACACAUCAUGGUUGAAGAAGAAUACUUUUGGGGUGUCCAGCUCGACUCCAAGACCAAGGAAAUUGAAUGGAAUCCAGAGAAAAACUUUCCCAAGGAGGAGAAAGAAGAUGGUAUGCCCAUACCCCGCCACAGCCUUAUGAUCAAGCAGGCCAUUCUCAGCCAUGAGGCAGCGGAAGGGGAGAUGGCUGUGAUUGAAGCUGAGGCAGUCGGUUAUGCGCAGUCAAACAUCAAAACACUCAUUAGUGUUUUGGUUCAAGGCAAAGACCAUCAACGUUCUUUAGACCUAGUGUUCCAUGAUGCCCCUGUUAAAUUGAGGCUAAUCAAAGGGUCUGGGCCUGUUCACUUAGUUGGUGCGCAUGGUGUUGCAUAUCGCUAUAUGGGUGAGGAUGACAGUUCAGAUGAUGAAGAUGGCAUGGGAGAAGAAAUGGAUGAUGAAGAUGAUGAAGAAGAAGUCGACGUUAAACCUCCCAACAAGAAAAUAAAGAAAGAAGAAACUCCCGCUAAGGGAAGUCCAUCAAAACGAGGGGGCAAGAAAUAGCGGGAAAUUCGAUCAAGCAAGCAUAAAAGGGUGCUUCAAAGCGAGAAUCUGCUGGAUUGCUCAAUGAUAUACCAAACGUCAUCUUUUCGAAGGAAUAGAGCGGCCAGUAGUUUGCUUUUAAGUAAAACAAAUAGCUUUAGAUCCAAUUUUCCAAGUUUUCUUGUGUUCUUUUUCUUUGUUUUAAAAAAUGAUGUCGAGCUUUUUCUCGUGGUUUGUGAGGUUGAGUGAAUCGCUCCGGGCCUAACGUGCUGCUCGGACGCUAUGAAUGAGACAAAUACAAAUGGUUCUUUGUCUUCAUUGAA